This is a messenger RNA of Kwoniella botswanensis, 3642 nucleotides long. RefSeq lists its product as uncharacterized. The record is from RefSeq and is a predicted model, not a curated record. Gene Ontology annotation, biological process: chromatin remodeling. NCBI's taxonomy places the organism in Eukaryota, Fungi, Basidiomycota, Tremellomycetes, Tremellales, Cryptococcaceae. Gene Ontology annotation, cellular component: cytoplasm. The coding region runs from base 1 to 3642 and encodes 1213 amino acids. The transcript is spliced from 2 exons.
AUGCCGAUAUCCACUCUACCUGUCGGAGGAUCAUCCAGACCUUCAAUCUCCACAUCCUCCUCCAGACAGUUGGGUGGACUAUCAGAUAUGGCGAAUAGGAUGGCCAGGAUGGAAGCGUUCCGAAAGCUCAAGCCAACAUGUGUAGCAUUGAUGGCUAUAGCUGCUCAAGCACCAAGCUCUUACUCUCAGCAUGCUCGACUGAUAGAUAAGCUGCUAUCUGAUCUUCACACUAUCCCUCAAACAUCUCUUGAUCCAGCGGUAAUCAACUAUAUCCUUUUCCCUCUCACUUCCAUCCUACGCCAAUCCAAUCCAGCGAAUCUACCUGAUCAAUUCUUAGAAUCUGCUUUUAGGCUUUUAGGAUAUACCACUUCAGCUUGGAAGAAAUGUGCAGGAGGGAUGGAAGUCGUAGCUUGGGAGCAAUUAUGGAGAUUCUGUAUAGCUGCCGUUGGACCUAGAAGUAAGGACAACAAGGGUAAAGGCAAAGAGAAAGAAGGGAAUCAAGAACUCCAGUAUCAAGCUGUCCAGCUACUCACCGCAUUACUGAAUCCUAUCAGCUUAGACAAUCAUGGUCUUCCUCAUCCUACCCCCUCGAUGCUCGAUAAGGUGUCCAGCUCGAAAUCCCCGUUACUUCCUACGCUCUUCCAAACCAUCACGUUCGGACUUGAAACUAGUUCCCCUUCACCCCCAUAUCAUCGACUUCAGUUGUCCUCCCUCAAGCUCCUCCGGCCGCUCAUCAAGGUAUACCUGAAAGGGAAACAUGAGGUUCUCGCCGCCGUUCUACCAGGGGUGAUCAGCUCGAUGGCCAAAUUAGUUCAAAGUGUAGGGGCCAGUCUGAAAGGGGAAGUCGCACAGGAGGUCCUAGGUUUAAUAGAAGAUGUGGUUAUAUCGACUUUGAACGACGAAGAUCUGAGAGAUUUAGGGCUGUUGAGACCGAUAGUCGAUGAUCUCAGUCAAUUAGCUGAAGAUUGGAAUACGUCGGAUGAACCUUUUCCACCAGAUCAACCUACUCCACCAUCACCAGCUUCUUCAACUUCAUCUAAACUGACAAAUCCAUUCCCACCUCUCACCGCUUCUUAUCUCUCCUUUACAUCCGCUCAACUCCAGAAUGCCCUUCCUCCAAUUAUAUCGACUUUGUCCGGUCAUACUUCCGAUCUACCUCGUCAUGCAGUCAUAACCCUGACCUCCUCAAUCAUUCAAUCAUGUCAUGAAUCCCUUUCCUCUCUUCAACCUCGAUGUCUGGCUUCGCUCUUGUCACUAUCACAAGAUACAUUCGAUCCGGUGCGGUAUGAUGCCAGGCGAAAGUUACGACUGCUGCUAGAGAAUCAACGGUUAUCUUUACAGCCCUUGUUGCUAGAUAUCCUGAGUAACGGUGUGAACUCGCUGUCUAGAUUGGUCACUUCGGAACAGGACAAGAAGGUCGAUGAGGUAGCGAGAUUGAUCACGGCAAUUGCUCAAACGUCUUUAGAGGUCAAACAAGGUAACAACGCUAUAGGGGACUUGCUAGGCCCAAAAGGCGGAGUAGAAAAGUGGAGUUGGGCUCUAUUGAAUUGCUUAGAAUUCGGUCGACCUAACGGAUGGUCAGCUUCUGAUAAUUCUGCUGAAAGAAUAGCUCAGCUAGGAUGGCAACAUAACACAACAUCUACUGCUGUACCUCUUCUUCUGGCUGGUGAUGGAUCUACGCAAUCUGGAAAUUCUUUUCCUCAUGUCCCCUUACGGUAUGUUGAGUCUGAGUCUACCUCAAAGUCUUUAGCGGAAAUGCUACGAUCUUUAGGAGCCGCAGGUGGCGAAACAGCCUUACAUACUGUGGAGUAUUUCAUCCUGUUUGCGAAAGCGAAUAGUAGGAGGCAAGUGGCCAAGUCUGUUUCGGCGAUUUGGGUUUGUGAAAGACUGUUAGAAGGUAUAAAAUCUGCUCAGCUGGAAAGCGCAGAAGGCAAGAUUAGUAAGGCUGUUAGAAAGAUGAGUAGGGAAAUUGUCAAAACAUUAGUAACUAUCUCCGAAGAGGAAGAAGACUUGGACGGACAGGAAGAUGAAUAUUUGAAUUACACAGAAGAUCCGAACGCCGAAGCAUUAGUCCCCAUAGAACGGACUCAGGGGAUAGAUACUCUUACUACUUUACUCGAUCGAAAACCCGUACCAAAUACCAGAGCAUCCAUCGAGACUCGUCGAUUGCACGCCCAAGCUCAACACGCUCUUCUCGCUUGUCUAUCACUUCAAACCCUCACUCUGACAUCUCAGAUCCUCUCAUCGUCCUUCCGGCCAUUACUACUCACCGCGUUAUACGUCCUCCUUUCUCAUCUCGCUUCUCCUCAACCUAUCAUUCGGGAAUAUGCCACCACCGCUCUUCAUCAGAUAUCAUAUAAUAUUGGAUACGCCAGUCCGCAAAACAUGGUUCUAGACAACGUAGACUACGUAAUUAACAUUGUAACAUUGCAUCUUCUACCCGCAAGACUAUCUCCCACUGCGCCAUCAGUAUUGAUAGCCAUGAUCAAACUUGUUGGAUCGGACAUCGUACCGAUGGUUCAUGAUUUGGUGGAUGAAAUAUUUGAUGCUUUAGAUGAUUACCAUGGAUACGAAGCUCUUGCAAGUAGCUUGUUGGCUGUUCUCGGAACGUUGAUUGAGGUCAUGAAUGAUGAGAUUGCCUCUGAAGGUUUAAGUGAGGAAAGGCGUAAUAAGCUGAAUGAAAUGAGAAGAGUGGAGAGGCCACCUGGUCCCAAAGAGGAUUUCGAAAUUUUCUUUGGGUGGUGGGAAGAAAGGAAUAAAAGGAGGGAAGAGGAGAUAGGGGAGAUUCUCGAGAGAGCUCCUCAGCAUGCUUGGGGUACAGGUGAUAUCCCCUCAACCGAACAGCAAAAUGGAGAAGAGGAAGAAAAUGGUCAACCUGAAAAUCCUGUUGAUGAUGAAGAGAACCCCCCUACUCGAACUCAAAGUGUGUGUAUCAGAAUUCUGGAGAAAUCUAUUUUCUUCUUAACUCAUAAUUCACCUUUCCUACGAUACAAAAUCCUCUCAAUCAUCUCCAAUGCUACUAUGGUGUUAUCAAGAGGAAAUAGAGAGAAAGAACUAUUACCGCUUAUCGACAAAUCUUGGAAUUCCAUAUUGAAUCGUUUAGAUGAGAAGGAUCAUCCGUAUAUCGUCAUGGAAGCUUGUGAGGUGAUUGAGAAAUUAUGUGAAGAAUUGGGCGACUUCAUGUCGAAGAGAGUAAUAGAUCAUGUAUGGCCUCGGAUUAAGAUCUUAUUGAAAAAUCAGUGGGAAAACGAUAAGAAAUCUGCUUUGGCCAAACGCACCACUUCAGGACGGGGAUAUACUAGUGGAAAAGGAAUGGAUAAGUAUAGUACCUCUCAUAGAUUACAUCGAUCCGUCCUAAAGAUCUUGUUGUUCAUCAUAAGAGAAGUACCAGUGGAUGAUCUGGUAAUUUGGGAAAUUACCGUAAUCUCUCGACCAUUCUUAGAUCGACGAAUCAAUGAGGAAUUACAAGGACUAGCAAUUGGAGUUUAUCAGGAAAUGAUGAAGCGCAAUGGAGACGGGACGUGGUUGGUGCUUAAUGCUACUGCGGGAGAAGUACAGGGCGAUUUGGGUAGUUGGAAAUAUCUAAGGGAAGAAGGUCUGGAGAUGACCGAGAACAUUAAGAAAAUUUUGGUCAAUGGCUGA